This is a messenger RNA of Penicillium argentinense, 1308 nucleotides long. RefSeq lists its product as uncharacterized. The record is from RefSeq and is a predicted model, not a curated record. NCBI's taxonomy places the organism in Eukaryota, Fungi, Ascomycota, Eurotiomycetes, Eurotiales, Aspergillaceae. The coding region runs from base 1 to 1308 and encodes 435 amino acids. The transcript is spliced from 3 exons.
AUGUCUACUUCCUCCGAGUCCUCAGGGUCGCCGGGCUCGCCCAAUGGCACAGCUCUGAUCUGGAUCUUUGACCAUUGUCUUCGCUAUCCGGGCACGUACGAAAUACCGCUGCGCACAAUGUACACGAUCAAUUGCAACCCGACCAAAACUUCGAUCUCCAGCAGCCGCUCCGCAGAGACGGCUUUUUCUCCCCGCAACUCCACCUCCACCAAAUCCUCCCGCUCUUCCGAUAGCUCCAUUGAUGCAGCCGCCGACUUUCGCUCGCAACUGAUCCACCAAAUCUCGAAUCUACCAACCCAACCCUGCUCUCUUCCUGCGAGCUUUCUGACCUCCUUCUUGCGUCGUUGCUUUACACCCAAGUUGGAGAAUGUGGAUUUCCCCCAGGCCCUUGCCGCUGUCGACUACUUGAGAGACCUCGAGAAUCGUUGGAAAAAAGAAUUUGAAGCUGCUCUGAAGCGAUUGGGAUUCAACCGCGAGGAUGCAGAGAAACUCAUGGACCCGGAGAUGAGAAAGCAAUACCCCGGUGUUAUUGCUUGGAUUCAGACUAUGUCAACGAAAGCUCGCACCGUUGAGGCCUUGUACACCCAGAUUUACGUCGGUCUUCGUCGUUGGAUACUCAUUAAUGAUCUGCUUCUUGAGCCCCAAAACAAAGUCAACCAUAUUGCCAUGCUCAACACCUUGUACCCACCUGUCACCGAUGCCACCAUGAUGCCCACCCCUCAAUUGACUCGUCAUAUCCUCAAGAAGCACCGCGAUGGUUUCUUCAACUACAUCAACGCGGUUGCUAACCGUGGAAAGGAGGCCUUGGAUCCUGUCAUCUCCCAGGGUGCGCCCGAAGGCGAGGAAACCUCCUGGCCCUUGGUUCACGACAGCUUGGAGCGAUAUCUGGAUCAGGCUAACGAGAUAAUCGAUGAAUGUCUUCUGGUUACCGAGCCUUCGCACCUGGCGGAAGACGGGUCCCCCCACCGUCACAAGAACCGCAAGGUCGACUCUGGUAUCAGCUUCGGUUCCUCUACCACCGACGUGAGCAUUGGCGAAGACGUGACUGAAAAACCGCUUCCUCAAUUCCCUGUUCCGAAGAACAAUCAAGAUAAGCCGGGGUCUUUUCUUGAGCGCAUCGCUCGCGAACGCCCGGUCCAAGAACCUCAAAAGAUGAAAUCCAGCACUACUUUGAAUGCUCGGCCUGGUAGCCAGCAAAGCUAUGCUGAAAGUUCCUUCUUUGAAAUCGAUGAGCAAAAGCGCCGCCGCUUGAUUGGCGAGGCGACUCGCCGCAAAUACACCCAGUCCAACGCUUCUAGCUCCUCCUGA